AUGUCGUGCUUGGAGAACAUGCACUGCAGCAAGCUCUUCCAGAUUUUAGCGAAGCACGAGUGCAACUUGUUCUCCGAGUUAAACGAGGUCAUCUAUAGCCACAUCCGGCACAUCAUCGUGGACUCCAUCAUCGCCACAGACUUUGCGCAACACGGCGGCAUGGUCAAGGAGUUUGAGUCAAUGUAUGGUGUGAAUGCGGAGCUCUUUGACACCGCAGAUGAAAUGUUUGGAGCCCAGAACUUCUCCAGUCGCUAUGGGUACAUGAAUACAGAGGAAUUUCCUCCGCGUGAACUCAUGGAGUACUUCAAAACCCCAGAUGUGAAAAAGACACUCAGGACGGUGCUCCUGCAUUUCGCGGACAUCUCCAAUCCCAUGAAGCCUUUCCCGGUGGCCGAACGCUGGGCCGAGCUGGUUCUCAAAGAGUUCGCACUGCAGGGAGAGGAAGAGAAGGCACUUGGGAUUCCCGUGGGGCCGCUGAACGACAAGAAGACGGUGAGUCUGCCACUGUCACAGAUUGGAUUUAUCGAGUUCGUGGUGGCCCCCCUCGCCCUAGCGAUGGCCCGAGUGCUGCCUCCGGUGUGGUUCACCAAUCAGAUGAUCAUCGACAACGCCAACAUCUGGAUGGAUAAGUGGAUUGAAGAUACGCUGCUGAAACCGAGCCUCGAAGAACAGGUCCCUCCAGCGCCAGGUUCAGGUGCGCGAGAGGAUUCACAGGAUGGUGCAGAAGACCGAGCAGCGGGGCUUUACCGCCACUCUGGCGCAGAUGGAGAACUGAGGUCUGCGUUGGUGAAAUUCCCGCCGGAGAGCAGUGAUGCCAAUGCAUUUGAAUCGACAUGGUCUGGUUUGGGCGACUUAACGAAGAGCUUUUCGGCUGUGCAAAAACCCGACAUCAGGCAUUUGAUUCAAUGGGAGUCCACCAGUCCCUGGCCGGACAGGUAUUUUUGGCACUUUUUGUCUAUCCGAUUUUCGCAUUUGUUGGGUCUACGCGUCUACGUAGAGCAGUGGCGUUGGUCGAAAACUGCAGCACCCCAGGGUGCCUUCAGCCAGAAGGAACUGUACAACCUCAAGCAGGUGUACUUUUACUUGUGUCUUCACACAACCACCUUGACUUCUUGUCCUCUUGACAGGAAUCAGUUUCACUCCCUCUUCUCGAAUCACAGGCAAUACAAGCCGAUGUGGCGAACGCUCUUCUCAGCGAUCGAUCUCAACGGCGACAACGUGAUUGACUUUGAGGAAUUCCUGACGUUUGUCACACAGUUGAAGCGCGGCGGUGCAGAGGGCAAGCGAAGACUUUGCUUCCGGCUCUUCGACUCGAACCAGGACGGCUUUGCCGAGAAGGCAGACUUUCGCUGCAUUUUGGAGACCAAAAUUGCGGUGUUGAGGCGCCCUUCAUGGCAGACGAGCACCAUGGUGUCCACGAGCACAACCGAAGCCCCCGAUGAGUACAUGCAAUUCUUCACUCUGUGCGACGAAGAUUCGGAUGGACGAAUUUGCUAUGAGGACUUUGAGACCUAUUGCGCGGUGCACGGCGAAGGGAUCGUGACCCAAACGCUGAAGAUCUUGGAGGUGAUGUUCGAUGGCGUGAUUGAGGAGACCGGUAUCAUCAUCACGGCCACCGAUGUACGCAACACCAAGCCUCAUAUCGACUGGCAG
Cladocopium goreaui is the source of this 1653-nucleotide messenger RNA. Lineage: Eukaryota; Dinophyceae; Suessiales; Symbiodiniaceae. The record is from the annotation of a GenBank genome assembly.